CGCGCGUUCAGGCGGGACAGGAGGGCGCGCAGGACAUCAGCACACCGGCCGGGUCAAGGAGCUGCAAGGAUGGAGAUCCGACCGGAUAGGUUCAAGGCGGUGGCGGGUAAAACCUUGGGGAAAAUUACCAGGCUCAUUGAGAAACGACAGGCAAAUGGAGAAACCAUUGAGUUAUCAGCUGAAGGUCGCCCAGAGCUGGUAGAGGAGAAGGAACUGCCUGUGGUGGACUGUACCUGCUUCGGCCUCCCCAGGCGGUACAUCAUCGCCAUCCUGUGUGGUCUGGGCUUCUGCAUCUCGUUUGGUAUUCGCUGCAACCUGGGUGUUGCUAUUGUUAGCAUGGUCAAUGACCAUACUGUCUACAAAGGCAAUAAGGAGGUGCUUGUGGCUGCCCAAUUCACCUGGGACCCAGAGACAGUGGGGAUGAUCCAUGGCUCCUUCUUCUGGGGCUACAUAGUUACACAGAUCCCGGGUGGCUUUAUAUGUCAAAAAUUUGCAGCCAACAGAGUGUUUGGCUUUGCCAUAGUGGCCACGUCUGUCCUCAACAUGCUAAUCCCAUCUGCAGCUCGCUGCCAUUACAGCUGCGUCAUACUAGUGAGGAUAUGUCAAGGCCUUGUCGAGGGUGUAUCGUACCCAGCCUGCCACGGGAUCUGGGCCAAGUGGGCACCUCCUCUCGAGAGAAGUCGAUUAGCCACCACAGCCUUUUGUGGAUCCUAUGCAGGGGCAGUGGUGGCCAUGCCCUUAGCAGGGAUACUGGUGCAAUACACUGGGUGGCCUUCUGUAUUUUAUGUCUAUGGCAGUUUUGGGAUAUUCUGGUAUUUGUUCUGGAUUCUAGUGUCAUACGAGAGCCCUGCUGUUCAUCCUACUAUCACUCCAGAGGAGAGAAAAUACAUUGAAGAUGCAAUUGGGGAAUCCGCCGCUUUUCUCAAUCCUCUUCAUAAAUUUAAAACCCCAUGGAGACAUUUCUUCACUUCCAUGCCAGUCUAUGCCAUCAUUGUGGCCAAUUUCUGCAGAAGCUGGACCUUCUACCUGCUGCUCAUCAGCCAGCCUGCUUAUUUUGAAGAAGUUUUUGGCUUUGAGAUAAGCAAGGUGGGCAUUGUGUCAGCUUUGCCCCAUUUGGUGAUGACAAUUAUAGUGCCUAUCGGAGGCCAACUGGCCGACUACCUGAGAGCCCACAACCUGAUGUCCACCACCAACGUCAGAAAGCUGAUGAACUGCGGAGGUUUUGGGAUGGAGGCCACCCUACUUCUGGUAGUUGGAUUCUCUCACACAAAAGUUAUUGCCAUUUCCUUCCUGGUCCUCGCUGUGGGGUUCAGUGGCUUUGCAAUCUCAGGGUUUAAUGUCAAUCACUUGGAUAUUGCUCCUCGAUAUGCUAGCAUACUGAUGGGAAUUUCAAAUGGAGUGGGAACAUUAUCAGGAAUGGUGUGUCCUCUCAUUGUUGGGGCAAUGACCAAACACAAGACACGUGAGGAGUGGCAGUAUGUCUUCCUCAUAGCGUCCCUCGUUCACUACGGAGGAGUCGUUUUCUAUGGAAUCUUUGCAUCUGGGGAGAAGCAGUGGUGGGCUGACAUUGAAGACACAAGCGAGGAGAAAUGCAGUAUAAUCAAUGAGGAUGAACUGGCCAAUGAGACAGAGGAGCUCUACCGUGGAGGUGGCCAGUACGGGGCCAUGGGACAGCCGGUGGUUGGUUCAAAUGGAGGAGGGAGGCUGCGGAGGAGGCGGGGGAGCUGAAUAGGUUACAGACUGGGAUAAGUCUGAGUAUGUGCAACCACCGGGAUACAACUCUUACAUGUGUACUGGAGGGAAGGAGAAAGAGCUGACAUAGAAGACUGGAGUGAUUCAGGUUUUUAAAAAUAAUAAAAUAAAUGAGAAGAUUGCUUAUGGAAAGAAAUUGUAGGACAGUUGUUGGGGUACUGAAAGGACAUUUACAAAUGCACAUGUCAAGAGUCUGGAUUUGCUGUGUUGCAAGUGUUAGUGUGCGUGUGGGGUUGUGUGUGUAUGUGUGUGUGUGUGUGUGUGUGUAGGCAUGCAGCAGCCAACACAGUGAAUUUGCAGAAACAGUUUUCAUUUGCAAAGUCUGGACUCUUCUCCUACACUUUCUUCCUGCUCCUGAUUUGAUGGUAAAAGGUCAGGAGUUCUGUUUCCACAGGAUCAGUAAGGAGUUUGUGUGUGAGAGACAGAGAGUGGUGGUCUGUUGUUAUAUUUAAGCUUUUAUUUGUGAGCAGUGUGUGUAUUUUUGCUGAUUUCACUUUAUGGCAUAAAAAAUUGUUUAAAUUACUAAAUACACAGUGAAAUGGUUCAGUUUCAUGGUUUCAUAUGAAAUAACAAAUAUGUCAAUCACAAGGUGUGUUUAGGUGUUGGCUUGCAUCUGUCUAUACACAUAAAUGUAAUCUGAAUUUUGUGGAAACCUACUGACCUGUGUGUGUGUGUGUGUGUGUGUGUGUUCCUGUCUUGGCAUCACAGUGAGAACCAUUUUCCCGAUUUCACCAUCAAAUUGAGGACUGU
This is a messenger RNA of Girardinichthys multiradiatus, 2502 nucleotides long. Its product is annotated as vesicular glutamate transporter 1-like. The record is from RefSeq and is a predicted model, not a curated record. The transcript is spliced from 13 exons. NCBI's taxonomy places the organism in Eukaryota, Metazoa, Chordata, Actinopteri, Cyprinodontiformes, Goodeidae. Gene Ontology annotation, biological process: synaptic transmission, glutamatergic; neurotransmitter loading into synaptic vesicle; monoatomic anion transport. Gene Ontology annotation, molecular function: L-glutamate transmembrane transporter activity; neurotransmitter transmembrane transporter activity. Gene Ontology annotation, cellular component: synaptic vesicle membrane; excitatory synapse. The coding region runs from base 70 to 1728 and encodes 552 amino acids.